AUGAGCCACUUGAAGUUCAAAAGCAUUGAGGUUGAGGAGGCAGGAAAACGACUUGCUGAUCCUCUUACUUUUAGGAUUCAGCUGGCAUGCACCGAAGAGAUAAGAAGCGGAGUGGAGUUUGUUGUUCUAUACAACAUGGAUGUGCACUCGGACAAGAACGACCAGGUGCUUUCGGAGAUUGAGGUUGCGCCCAUUCCAAAGGGAAAAGUGGAGUUUACGAUUGAGGCGGAUGCGCCAAAUGUGGAUCUUAUUCCACUUGACAAGCUGUUUGGCUUGACGAGCAUUCUUAUAGUUGGGAAGUACAAGGAACAGCAGUUUGUAAGGAUAGGAUACAUCGUUGAUGUUAGCUAUCCGGGGAUUCCCAGCGGCUUGCUGGAGAACAAUGAGCAGGGAGAUGAGUCUGAAGAGAUUACAGAAGAGGAGGGUGUUGAUGAGUCUGAUGGAGAUGAGGACAUAGAAGAUGAAGGAGAGGAUGAAGAAGACGGAUCUGAGGAUAUGGACGGCAAUGAAGAGAAUGAAAGGAUAGAAGAAGCAAAGACAUUGAUUGAGAAAGCAGAACAACGAGCUAUCGAUGGCGAUGAACGAGUUUUUGGGUCGGAGGGAGAAGCAGAGGAGAUGGAGGAAGCAGUUGGAUCUGAUUCGUACUCUGAAAUAAACAAAGAGUUGAAUAUGAGUGUUGGAGAGCACUGCAAAAAAGUCAAUGGAGAGAACAGCGAUGUAUUUGAGUAUUGUGGAUACUCAAUCGAUAAAAGGCUGAUUGAAAUGAAAUUAAUGAUUCCACCGGUGAUAAGUUCAUUCGAAAUAAACUGGGAGGAUGAUGCUUGUGCUGAUGGCGAUCAGGAAGAGGAAUCUGACAGGGAGCAUGCCUCGAAGAAACACAAAGUUGAAUAA
This is a messenger RNA of Ordospora pajunii, 891 nucleotides long. RefSeq names its product ASF1 like histone chaperone. The transcript has a single exon. Gene Ontology annotation, cellular component: nucleus; chromatin. Bases 1 to 891 code for a protein of 296 amino acids. Gene Ontology annotation, molecular function: histone binding. Lineage: Eukaryota; Fungi; Microsporidia; Ordosporidae. The record is from RefSeq and is a predicted model, not a curated record. Gene Ontology annotation, biological process: DNA replication-dependent chromatin assembly.